AUGUCAACUAAUCAAGCUAAAAUAAAGAGAUCAGAAACUGCUGAUAAUCUUGAUCAUAUAUCAAGAAUUAAUACAUUUAGACAAUUCCUAGAUAUAAAUAAUGAUUAUGCUUCAUCAGAAUCAUCAGAGGAAGAUAAUAAAUCAGAUACUACCCUUGAAUCGAUCACCAAAGAAGAAGUAGAAAACAAUAACUUAGAGCAAGAAUUAAAACAACGUAAGAAAGUCACUACAACUAAAACUACUACAACCAAAGGACCUGAAGGUAUAAUCACAUUAGAUCGACUAGUUACACGUGUUUCCAAAUUAGAAAAAUCCCGAAUUAAUAAAAAACCCAGUUCCAAGGCUAAAUAUGUAUCACGAUUUGGUGAUAUUAAAUUCAAAACAAAAUCAACCACAAUCUUUGAUUCAGAAUCAUUUAAACAAGGUCAAUUUUUUGGAUUUUAUAUUUUAUUUUGGUUAGCAACUGCAUUUUUCAUGUUUAAUAAUUUUGUUCAUACAUAUUUUGAAAAUGAAUUAUCAAUACUUGAAUGGCCAAUUGUUCAAAUCUUACUUAGAGAUGUUAUAAAAGUUGGAUUAAUUGAUUUGGCAAUGUAUUUAUCUUCAUAUUUCCCCUUGCUUGUUCAAUUGGGGUGUAAAUAUAAUAUAAUCACUUGGAAUAAUUCCGGAUGGUUAUUACAGGGUGUUUAUGAUGGGGUUUUUAUAUUCUUUUGGAUUUGGAUCGCUUCGAAUCAUGUGAUGGAUUUCCCUUGGAUUGCAAAAGUUUACUUAUUAUUGCACAGUCUUGUAAUGGUUAUGAAAAUGCAUUCAUAUGGAUUUUAUAAUGGAUAUUUAUGGGCAAUUUAUAAUGAAGCUUUAUUUGCAGAAAAUUAUCAAGACAGAUUAUCAAAGGGACAGCCUUUACCUAAUGGUUUCAAACAUGAAGAUACCACGAAAUUGUUACAGAAUAGUAUUGAAUUUUGUAAAUAUGAAUUAGAAUGUCAAACUAAAAUCAAUAGUGAUAAUUUCGAAGAAUUUGAUCAAAAGUCAGCUUCUGAUCAUAUGAAUUUAUCAAUUAAAGAAUUACAACAACAAGGUCAUAUUAAUUUCCCCAAUAAUAUCAAUCUAUUCAAUUAUUUUGAAUAUUCAAUGUUUCCCACUGUUGUAUAUACAUUAAAUUAUCCCCGUACUGAAAAGAUUAAUUGGUAUCUUGUCUUUGAUAAAGUAUGUGCAAUCUUUGGGAUCAUAUUCUUAAUGAUCUAUAUUGCUCAAUGGAGUAUGUAUCCAUUAUUCGAAGAAGCUUUAAUUGCUCGUGAAUUACCAAUAGCUGAAAGAAUCCCUCAAUUUUUUUAUAUCCUAUUCGAUAUGAUGUUACCAUUCCUCAUGAUAUACAUGUUUACAUUCUAUCUUAUUUGGGAUUCAAUCUUAUCGGCAAUUGCCGAACUCAGCAUGUUUGCCGAUCGAGAAUUUUAUGGACCUUGGUGGAAUUGUAGUGAUUUUUCCGAAUUUGCAAGAUUAUGGAAUAUCCCCGUGCAUAAAUUCUUGCUUAGGCACGUUUAUCAUUCAAGUAUUAGUGCUUUAACGAUGAAUAAACAUCAAGCAACGUUGUUUACCUUUGUUUUAUCAAGUUUGGUCCAUGAAUUGGUAAUGUAUGUCAUAUUUGGAAAUUUAAGAGGAUAUUUAUUAUUAUUACAAAUGAGUCAAAUUCCUUUGGUUAUGCUUUGUAGAUCGAAAAUGCUUAGAGGAAAGAAAAUUUUUGGCAAUGUUCUUUGUUGGACUGGAUUCAUACUUGGUCCAAGUGUUAUCCUUAUAUCGUAUUUGUUGUUUUAA
Hemisphaericaspora subhashii is the source of this 1806-nucleotide messenger RNA. It is a transcript of the gene ARE2, whose product is annotated as sterol acyltransferase. The transcript has a single exon. Gene Ontology annotation, cellular component: endoplasmic reticulum membrane. NCBI's taxonomy places the organism in Eukaryota, Fungi, Ascomycota, Pichiomycetes, Serinales, Debaryomycetaceae. Gene Ontology annotation, biological process: ergosterol metabolic process. Gene Ontology annotation, molecular function: ergosterol O-acyltransferase activity. Bases 1 to 1806 code for a protein of 601 amino acids. The record is from RefSeq and is a predicted model, not a curated record.